GAGCCCCGCUCCCGGCCGCCCCAGCCGGGGCGCGACGGCCGGAGAGCAGCAUGCUGCUGCUGGGGCUGCUGGCGCUGGGGCUGGGGCUGCUGCGCCCCGCGGGCUGUCCCCGCACGGAGCCCCUGAGCGGCUCCAGCGACGAGCCGCUGUUCCGCGGAGCCGACCGCUACGACUUCGCCGUCGUCGUCCACGCGGGCGCUGCGGAGUGCUUCUGGCAGUUCGCGCAGCAGAGCGGCAACUUCUUCUUCAGCUACGAGGUCCAGUGGGCGACGGGGAUGGCGGGCGACCGGCACAUCCUGGCCACGGUGAGCGACCCCAGCGGCUUACGGCUUGGCUCUUCCCAGCACGCGCGAGGACAGAUCAACUUCCCGACCAAGGAGACAGGCUUUUACCAGCUGUGCCUGAGCAACCAGCACAACCGCUUUGGCUCCAUGCAGGUUUAUCUCGACUUCGGUGUGUACUACCAAGGCUUCGACGCGGAGAAUGAGCAAGAGGCAGAGAGGAAACAGCUGAACGACACCCUGGAUGCCAUCGGGGUCAGCAUGCGGAAGCUGCAGCUCCACGUCUUCCACAUGCGGAGGUUCUACAACUUCGCCCGGAUGAGGAAAGGGGCCGACUCCUUCCUCCUCGAGUCCAACUACAGCUACGUCAACUGGUGGUCGCUGGCUCAGAGCUGCGUCAUCGUCCUCUCCGGGGCGCUCCAGCUCUGCUUCCUGAAGCGCCUCUUCGCUGUGCAGCCCGCUGCCAGGCCCAGGUGCUAGGGGCUCCGAGCACCGCCGCUGCCUGCGCCCGCCCUGCCUCUGCCCACGGCAAACGGGAACCACGCCGCUCCUCCGCACCUCCACACCGGCCCCUAGCUGCCGCGGGACAGGGAGGGCAGGACCGGAUCCCGUCUCGGGGAGAGGGCAGCGCAGCCGGGCGUGCAGAGCUCCCUGGGCUCCUGCAUUCGGCUCUAGCCCUGCCUCUGCUGAUACCACUUUGAAGGAAAAAAGGUUUGAAGUAACUGCCUUAA
Molecule: messenger RNA, 1012 nt
Organism: Dromaius novaehollandiae (emu)
Lineage: Eukaryota; Metazoa; Chordata; Aves; Casuariiformes; Dromaiidae
Gene: TMED6
Product: transmembrane p24 trafficking protein 6
Exons: 4
Coding region: 51-761 (236 amino acids)
Biological process (GO): intracellular protein transport; Golgi organization; endoplasmic reticulum to Golgi vesicle-mediated transport
Cellular component (GO): COPII-coated ER to Golgi transport vesicle; Golgi apparatus; endoplasmic reticulum
Source: RefSeq, a predicted model, not a curated record